AUGUGUUCACGCGUUCCGUUCCGCGUGCUCCGAACCGUCACGAGUUUCCGCUCGUUCUCGGCGAACACGAAACCGGCGUUCACCUCCGACAGAUACAAGGUUCAACGGGGCCCGUACGCGAGGAUCACGAACGAGCACACGGACUUUUUCGACAGUCUGCUUGGUCCGAACAGGGUGAUCUCGAAUUCGGAGGAAUGCGAGCACUACAACAUAGAUUACUCGAAAAUCGUCCGAGGGAAGAGCAAUCUGAUUCUAAAGCCGAAAACGACGGAGGAAGUGUCUGCCAUAUUGAAGUAUUGCAAUGACAAUAGGUUAGCCGUGUGCCCUCAGAGCGGUAACACUGGUCUCGUGGGCGGCAGCGUGCCGGUGUUCGAUGAGAUCGUUAUUUCGAUGAAACUUAUGAACAAGAUCAUCGAGACCAAUGAACUGGCAGGGGUGUUGACUUGCGAAGCUGGCUGCGUGUUGGAGGAUAUGGACAAUCAUUUGGCGACAGUAGGGUUAAUGAUGCCGAUUGAUCUCGGCGCGAAGGGUAGUUGCUUGAUCGGCGGUUGCGUGUCAACGAACGCAGGCGGUCUGAGGCUACUUCGUUAUGGGAACCUGCACGGGAACGUGUUGGGCCUCGAGGCUGUGAAAGCGAACGGCGACGUGGUGGAUUGUCUGAGCACGUUGAAGAAGAACAACACCGGUUAUCAUUUGAAGCACUUGUUCAUAGGCUCCGAGGGAACGUUGGGAAUUGUGACAAAAGUCGCGAUUCAAUGCCCGCCCCUUCCCAGAGCUAUAAACGUAGCGUUUUUAGGAUUGAACAGCUUCGACAAGGUCCUGAAAGCGUUUCAACUAGCGAAAAAGGAAUUAGGAGAGAUUCUAUCCUCGUAUGAGAUGAUGGACAAGCUGUCGCUGGACGUGUCGACCGGCACUUUCGAUUUGAAAAAUCCGUUGACAACGAAACCGGACGGGCAUGAUUUCUACGUUCUGUUGGAGACAUCCGGGAGCAACGUGCAACACGACGAGGAGAAGCUCGCGUCUUUCGUGGAACAGGCGCUCGCGGAGGAUAUAAUCGAGGAUGGUACACUAACGUCGGACCCUGCUAAAGUAAAAAAUAUAUGGUCGCUCAGGGAACGCAUUAGCGAAGGUAUCUUGCGAGAAGGAUACGUGUUUAAGUAUGAUAUUUCGAUACCCCUUCCAUCUUUCUACAAAGUGAUCGAGGUGCUCAGGGAUCGUGUGCGUGAUCCACGCAUCAUAAGGAUCAGCGGUUACGGCCAUUUAGGCGAUGGAAACAUACACGUGCAGAUUUCGAUACCGACCUACGAAGCUGACAUAGCGGCGCAGUUGCAGCCAUUUAUUUUCGAAUAUGUGUCGAGUCUCCGUGGUAGCGUGAGCGCCGAACACGGCAUAGGAUUUACGAAAACUAAAUAUCUUCACAUGAGUAGAACGCCUUCCGAAAUCGAUCUGAUGCACGAUUUGAAGAAGCUGAUGGAUCCGAACGGCAUCCUUAAUCCGUACAAAGUUCUGCAUCCGCUUAAGACGUUAUCGUAA
Messenger RNA from Dufourea novaeangliae, 1533 nucleotides. It is a transcript of the gene D2hgdh, whose product is annotated as D-2-hydroxyglutarate dehydrogenase, mitochondrial. Gene Ontology annotation, cellular component: mitochondrion. The coding region runs from base 1 to 1533 and encodes 510 amino acids. NCBI's taxonomy places the organism in Eukaryota, Metazoa, Arthropoda, Insecta, Hymenoptera, Halictidae. Gene Ontology annotation, molecular function: FAD binding; catalytic activity. The transcript has 7 exons. The record is from RefSeq and is a predicted model, not a curated record.